Triticum turgidum subsp. durum (durum wheat) is the source of this 1134-nucleotide messenger RNA. The record is from the annotation of a GenBank genome assembly. Lineage: Eukaryota; Viridiplantae; Streptophyta; Magnoliopsida; Poales; Poaceae.
AUGGGUCGCGACAAGUCACGGAGGCUGUCGGGCAGCCGAGACUUCCGGCAGCGGCUGGUGCUGGCGACGCUGACCUCCACCCCGAUCACCAUCAAGGACAUCCGCGCCGGCGAGGGGGGCCUCCGCCCGCACGAGAUGUCCCUCCUCCACCUCAUCCACAAGGUCUCGGACCAGCACGUCAUCGACGUCAACGACACAGGGACCAAGGUCGGGUACAAGCCCGGGGUGGUCGUCGGCGGGAAGGACCUGGAGCACGACUGCGGGGCGCACCGCGGGAUCGGCUACUUCAUCGAGCCGCUCCUUCUGCUCGGCCUCUUCGCCAGGUCGCCCUUGUCGAUUCGUCUCAAAGGAAUCACAAAUGAUACAAAGGACCCUUCUGUGGAUACUUUCCGGAUGGUUACGUUGCAUAUGCUCAAGCACUUUGGCGUUCCUCUUGAGGGGCUGGAGCUCAAAAUUGAAAGCCGGGGAGCUCCUCCUCGUGGUGGUGGCGAAGUGCUUCUCCGAGUUCCCAAUAUAAACAGUACACUAAAGGCAGUUAAUUGGAUUGAUGAAGGAAUGGUAAAGAGGAUAAGAGGUGUAGCAUUCUCAACGAAUGUAUCUGCACAGAUUGUAACCCGUAUCUUCUAUGCUGCACGUGGACUCUUCAAUAAGUUCAUUCCGGAUGUUCAUAUCUUCACCGAUCAUAGAGCUAGUUCAUCUGGUGGAUGUGGAUUGUCAGCAGGCUAUGGCGUAUCUGUAGUUGCUGAGACCACAACAGGCUGUCUGAUUUCUGCAGAUGCUACUGUGAGCUAUCCCAAUGUUGAUGAAAUGAGUGAACAAUCUGAGAAGCCUGAGCUAAUGUCUCCAGAGGAUCUUGGUGAGCAAGUUGCAUCGAUGCUGCUAGAAGAGGUGGCUCAAGGAGGAGUUGUUGACUCAACACACCAGGGCCUUCUGUUCAUGCUGUGCGCUCUGUGCCCGCACGAUGUGUCAAAGGUUCGCGUGGGACAGCUGACACUGCGCGCUAUAGAAUCACUUCGAAACAUCAAGGAGUUCCUUGAUGUCAAGUUCAUCAUCAAGCCCGACCCAAACUCAAACACGGUCACUCUAAAAUGUGUUGGUGCGGGAGUGAAGAAUCUUGCUCGGAAGAUUUCAUAA